Molecule: messenger RNA, 6337 nt
Organism: Pocillopora meandrina
Lineage: Eukaryota; Metazoa; Cnidaria; Anthozoa; Scleractinia; Pocilloporidae
Source: the annotation of a GenBank genome assembly
CGCUCACAAUAUGGCGUCUAAGGUGGACGAAGAUUCCGAAGAAGGAAGAAAAUCUGUUGAAGAACGGUUGGAUGGGAAUAGAGAAAAAUAUGAACAGUGCGCGGUGGAAGAAGUUAGAAAAGAAGAACAUUUAAAAAACAGGUCUAAAUUUUCUGCGAACGCGCAGGUAGUUGAAGAGUUGUUUGACAAUGUUUCUGGAGAAGAUUCUGAAAGUGAAACAUUUCAAGAUGCAGUUGAGGAUUUAAAUGAAAAAAUUAACUCUUGUAAAGCGAAGUCGAGUGAAGAUACGAAUGAAGAAGAGAAAGAGGGAAAAAACGAGGUAGCGGAGGAAGAAGAAAGGUUAACACCUGAAGAAAAGGAGGUAAGGAUUUUAGAAUUCUUUGAGUUUCAAUUUAUACGGCCGUACAUGUUUCAAAAGAUUUUUUUUACAUUUUACAUACUGUUAUACAGCUUCAUCCACGCCUGUAAGCACAGUUUGACUCACGUUUAGUCAAGUCAUGCGGAUAUCUUGCCGAGAGAUGUUUCUGUUACAAAUAAUGAGUAACAGUAGUUAAUUUUAUCAGCUUAGCGCUUGCUUUGCAUAACAAGUGACAACUGAAGGCACAUUUGAUAUUAAAAAGGGUCAAGAUUGUAAGAUAAGAAUGGUAUAGGGGGUUCCAAAAAAUUUUACCACAAAUUAUGCGUAAUUAAAAAGUGUGCCAAUCUACGUUGUUGUACAAUUUGUAGAUUUUGUCUCAGAUUACCAGAGCUAUCUGAUAAGAAUAAGAACUUCAGCUUGGAUUUCUUUUUAUUGAUUAUGGGCACAAUCACUUUUCACUUUUUCUUUUACCUUGAUUUUGUUUUACUAAGGAAAGAAAAAUACAGGCACAGGAAUUUAAAGAAAAAGGCAAUGAUUAUUUUAAAAGAUCUGGUAAGUGAGUAUUUGUGGUAAGUGAGUAUUUGUACAAUGUACUUGUUAGCUAAUCAACACUAGAAAUUUUCUUGUGGAACUGUUAAAUGAUAUAUAGCACAAUUUUUUCCUCAAGAUAGGUAGUUUGGGGUCAAGAUCAACACUGUGCACUGUGUAAAAGUCUUGAUGUCAUCUUAAAUUUAGUCAAGACUCUAAACAGAAUUGACUAGAGUUACGUUAGACAUGUCUUUUUAUCUCAACCAUAUGUAAUAUUGAUGUGAUGUACUAGGGGUAUUUACUAGUCUAGAUCAUUGAUAUAGAAGUUAUUGAGAAGGAAAUUUAUCGGCCAUGACUUCUUGCCAUGUAAAUAUUUGAGGAUCAGGAAUGUUUUGCUAUAUCUGGAUAUGACUAAGUACAAAAGAUAUAUUUUUUAGCUUAUGAUGGUAACCUCCAGAUAUUUUUCGCAAGCAGGUGUAUGUUUAACAGCUUGCUAAUCACUUGAAAUGGGGUUAAUUUGGCUGCCAUACUUGUAUAUCGUACUCUGAGAUGAUAAAAUAACCCUUAUGAUCACUAGUAAAUUAAGACAUGUUCUUGAGGUAUUUUUGCAUUUCUAUUUUUAUUGCAAUAUGUACCAGUUAUCUGCAUGCCAAACAGAACAAAAUGUCAAGCCUUUAUUCUCUUUAGGACAAAGUUAUUUUAUUUAUACCAUUUUAUUUAAUGAAUAGUUAAAUUUAAAAGUUUUGUUUAGCAUAAAAACAGCGAUGCCAUCAAUCUUUCUAUCAGAUUUCAAGAAAAAAAGAAGAUACUGACAGUAAUGUUCUCAUGUACAGCUCCACUUACCAAAUAUCAAAAAUACUCUUUUUACUCUAUCAUCUUGUUUUAAUUUAUGAAUAUGAAUAUACAUGUAUGUUAAGGGCAUCAAUGUUUCAUUUCUUUUAUUUUUUAUUUAGAAUAUCCUGAAGCUAGAGAACUGUACACCAGUGCAAUAAAGAUAUGUCCAAGUGAUUUUACAAAGGAAAAAUCCAUAUUUUAUGCAAACAGAGCAGCCUGUCUGGUUAAAAUGGUAUGUUUGCUCCUUUGUGAGACCUAUAAUAUUAUGUAAUGAUUGGUUAUCAGAAAUAAUAUUAUGAUUUAUGGGAUAGGAUGCAUUGUGAGAAAGACUUCUGAUGAUUGCUGGGUAAUGAACACAAAAAGUUUUUUUGUUUGAUUUCUCUGCAAUAACACAGUGAUAUGUGCACUGUACCCAAUGUUAUUUUUUUCAUCAAGUUAUCUGUUAUGUACAGUAGGUAUAACUUUUACAGAUAAUAAUCUUGAUAUUUACGUGGGUUAGCCAUGCUUAACUUGAUACUAAUUCAAAGAAAUGUUUUUAUUUAUAGGAGCAACACAAAGAAGCAAUAGAAGACUGUACAAAAGGUAGAGAUUGUUGAUUUUACAUUUUAGUUUAUAAGUUUUUUUCUUCAAGUGUGGGUUAAGAAAAAUUUUAGUUAAAUUUUGUGACUGAAUGAAAGGUUCAAUUUUAUGAUUACCAGGUAUACUGUACUAACAAAAAAAAGUAAUAAUGAUACUGUCUUUAUACAAUGUACCUGCACUGUAAUACUUUGCAGAUGUUCUUUUACUAUGGACAUGCUUAAUUCCAAGUUCCUGCAUUAAUCUUGUGGGUUUUUUUUCUCUGUCUAGCCUUAGACCUAAACUCGGAUUACCUCAAAGUUAGACUCAGGAGAGCUCAGUGCUUUGAACAUGAGGACAGAUUAGAAGAGGCAUUAGAGGGUAAAAUUUAUUAGUAAAUUUGAGUGUAUCAUAUAUACAAGUGGAUGGUAGUAUAUAAUAUUUUGUAUUUUUAUUUUCAAGGAAGGAUGAUUGCCUAUCAAUUUAUUUUGUUUCACCACAACCAAUUUACCUAAAGGUUACACCUGGUUAAACCCCUUUCCCCAAGACCAUCUAAAAACUUAUUACCCUAUAUAACAAGCAUACAAUGCACAUUUUUUUGUGGCUAUUUGACAUGUGAAUUUAGUGUUAAAAGGAAUUUUUAAAUUGAGGCUUGCAAGUUAUUGGGGAUUGCUGAAUAUUCUCUUCUGGCAGGAAAAGCUUUCUUAGAUAAGAGUCCUCCCAAAACAAACUCAGGAAAAUGUUUUCUCACACAUUGUUGUGGCUUUUUUUUUUCAUAAAUUCUGUAUAAUUUUUACAAUUAUAAUGUCUGGUUAAAUCAUCUCUCCAAUUGAAUUAGUUUUGCAUUUCCCUCAAUUUUCACACCUUCUUCUCAAACAGUCAGGUGAGGAACCAAAACCCACCUUGACUUUGUUUGCGCAUUUGAAUGUUUCUUAGGCAGUUGGAUUGUUUUGAAUUUGAGUUCUUAUUGGCUUCUCCCUCAUUCUGAUUGUCCAUAUUGGUUUCCUUGGUUUUGGCAUUAUGGCACUCAAAAGAAAAACCCUUCUUUUGGUGGCAGUAUUUUUUAGAUUGCAUUCUCUAGUUUGGCUCCUUCUUUUUUUUUAUUGAAAAAGGCAUCGAGGGUGUAUUUCCCUGUUUCCAUUUGUAACCCAAGAAAAAUCCUGUAAAAGAUAAUAUUUUUAUUCUUAAGAAUGUAUGGUGAAAAAUGAAUUUUUUGAUCAAUUUGUUUCAAGAUUACCAGAAAGUGUUUGAUAUGGAUCGUUCAUCUCAUGUGGCAAGAGAAGCACUAAUGGUAAAUGAUUUUGUAUUGUCUACUGAAUGUUUACUAACUUGGAUGCAUCUGAGUGGCUACCAUAUAAGAAAGCUAUCUCAAUGUACCAUGAUUUUCACCUUACACAUACAUUGUCUAUAAUAAUCCUCAAACCAAGGAUUAACUACAAUUUAAACACUAUUUAGUCUAUUUACGAACUACUAAACACUAUUUAUUUGUCCUUAUAUGCUAUGUUUAUUACCUAUAUACUCCUGAGAAUCACAGACUUGUGAGAAUGGACAGACAAUUUGAUGUCAGUGAGAUGUUUACUUUCUUUUUUUUCUUUACUAUCUGAAGAGACUUCCUGAACAAAUAAAAGUCAAGCAUGAAAAAAUGAAAGAGGAAAUGAUAGGUAUGUGUUGAAAAAAGUUUUGAUGCCUUUCACAAGGUACUUGCACUUGCUGAAUAUUGUGUGCAUUGCGUAUCCCUUGCAUCAUGUGUCCAUUGCAAUAACAAUGAACACCAUGUACAAGUGCACAUCUUGCCAAAGUCAUCAAAUAGUUUCCCUACUUAAUUUUUGGGAAAUUUUAAAGAUUUGGAGUUGUGCGAGUUAUGACACAAACACAUGUACAGCAUGUAUUGUAUUUAAUGCAGUUAAAUGCAGUUUAACAGAGUUAACAACAAAGAGCAUUAGCAAUCUCUACGAGUCAGUAGUUUUUUGCAUAUGCACAUGCAUCAGAAUUCCAUGUGCUCUUUGUUUGAGGUGUUCUUGCAUGUGCUUUGUGUGUGAACUUGCGGUGUUGUGAGGAAUGCUAGCUCAUCAUCCAAGCAGUUUUUCCUACACCUUCCCUCUCUAUUUCCACUGUUUAUUCAAUGUGAUGGGUGCCUGUUUCUCUUUCUUGUGUGGGGGCUCAUGGCUGGGUUGCCAGAAUUUGCCAGCCAUGGAAAAAGUCUCCAUCUAGGUGCUGGCUGCCAAUAGUGGAAGCUCCUGGAUGUUUCAGGCACCCAACCUCCGCUUAGUGAUGCAGUUGUUAGUGCCAUUAAGUGCCCAACUUCAAAUAAGGGCCCACCUUAAAAAGGUGCCCACCCUGUUGUUAGGAAAGUUUAUUUACCAUACCUUAAGUCAGCAGAUUACAUGCAUUGGGGAAUAAACCCCCAUCUUGAAAACAAAAGUAAAUCAUGAAAAAAAAUAGCUAUAAGCUUAAUGAUGUUUGUGUGUUUUUGUUUAAAUGCAUGACAUGAACACUGCAAACUCAUGCAUCUAUUGUAUACUAUGUCAGUUUUUCAUUCUUUGUUGACAUUGUUUUCUUUUUUGUUUAGGGAAACUCAAAGAUUUAGGAAAUGUUUUUCUACGGCCUUUCGGCCUGUCUACGGACAAUUUCAAGGUUCAACAGGAUCCUAAUUCUGGAGGCUACUCGGUUAAUUUUCAAAAAUAAAUUAGAAGGCUUGAAUAAAGUUGAAGUAGACUGUCUAGAGAUUCUUCAAGCACAUCUACAAAUAGAUGGAAGAGAGUAGACAAGGGUAUAAAAUCAUGGACCGAGCUUUUCUCAAAUUAUUAAAAGACACAUCCAAGCAUGAACAUGUUAUCAUUGAGUCAAACAAUAAGGGAAAAUGGGUAAUAGCAGUGAAGAAAGGACUUGUGUUACAGCAGGCCUGCUUCAAGAUUGAAUUAUGAAAAACAGCUCCAAAAUAUUAGAAAGUUCAUUAUGCUUUUGGGACAUAUUGUGAUGGUAUAACAUGGCACUAAGAUAUGGCACUAUAUUAAGGCACCACAAUGUGGCACUUAGUUUUUUUAAUGAUGAUGUUUUUCAAGAGCAGUCUGGUAUAAUUAUAUUUUACUUUGUUACUUACCAUAGAAUUCUCGCCUCCUAUUUUGUUUUUCAAACAUGUGAUCACAGUUUGUUUCUGAAACAAAUUCAUAAAUGUUUUUCUGUGAUCCAAAAUCUGGUGUUAUUGUUGCAGUUUCAUUCCUGUUGAGGUAACACUUUUUACAAGCCUUUACCAAUUUGCUCAUACCUUUCUUGUUAUUUCCCUACUCUUUCUUUUCCUCCCUUGUCACUUUUCUCCCUGCCUUUUUCACUUUUCCCCCACUUUAUUAUCUCCAACUUUCUCCUUCUGUUCUCUCAGCCUACUUUCUUCUCUUCCUUCUGACCCUUCUCCUACAUAAUUCAUUGCCUCUCUCUCUCCUUUAUUUCUCUUUGCCUCAUGCCCUUACUUUCCUCCCUGCCUUUUUCCCUCUUCCCCCACAUUAUUCAACUUUCUCCUUCUGUUCUCUCAGCCUACUCUCCUCCCUUCCUUUAUUCAUUGCCUCUUUCUUCUCUAUUUCUCUCUGCCUCAUGCCCUUACUUUCCUCCCUGCCUUUUCUACUCUUCUCCCACAUUAUUAUGUUCAACCUUCUUAUUCUCUUCUCUCUGCCUACUUUCCUCCCUGUGUUUUCUACCCUUUCCCUUAAUUUUCUCUUUGUCUCCCUUCAUAAGUGUUGCACUGCCAUCUCAUUAAUUCACUCUUUAGAGUGAGGGACAUACAGGAAGAAUUGCAAACAUUGGUGGGCUUAUUGGUAAUUGAUCCCUUACUGUAGUAGUGUGUGCACGAGAUUAUAUUUUCUAAUGUUGUACUAGGUGUAUUACAUACAGUACCCUUUGGUACAUCUUUUUUUAUGUGUGGGAUGGAAAUCCUAAGACUGCGAAAAAUUAAACAGAUAGGAAAGGCAGUAGCUUUGGAUUUUAACAACUUCUCUCCAGAGGAACGAAUAUAGGAUUACAACUGCUUUAGUUAGAUCACACCAAAAAGUGUAUUUUAGUCUUAAAUUUCUG